Amblyraja radiata (thorny skate) is the source of this 1766-nucleotide messenger RNA. RefSeq names its product YY1 associated factor 2 (gene yaf2). NCBI's taxonomy places the organism in Eukaryota, Metazoa, Chordata, Chondrichthyes, Rajiformes, Rajidae. The record is from RefSeq and is a predicted model, not a curated record. Gene Ontology annotation, cellular component: nucleus. Bases 253 to 852 code for a protein of 199 amino acids. Gene Ontology annotation, biological process: positive regulation of DNA-templated transcription. The transcript is spliced from 7 exons. Gene Ontology annotation, molecular function: DNA binding; transcription coregulator activity.
CGGGCUGGGUGGGGGGGAGGGACGGGGGAAUCCAGGCGCUAGCAGAGGAGCCCUGAGCCAUCCCGACUGGUUUCAAUAAUAAAUAAUAAUAAAAAAAACAACAACCAAAAGGACUUAACGCUGUUAUGGGAGACAAGAAGAGUCCCACCAGACCCAAAAGGCAGCCAAAGCCUUCCACAGACGAGGGAUACUGGGACUGUAGCGUCUGUACGUUUAGGAACAGCGCAGAGGCUUUCAAAUGCAGUAUGUGUGAUGUCAGGAAAGGCACAUCAACACGCAGUGCAGUUACAGUACAACAAAGUGGCGUGCGAGACCAUUUCAGAGGGUAGACCGAGUUUUGGCAGGACAGCAAAACAACCAGGAUGUUCCAGCCCAUCCCAAGGAAAGCCUCCGGUCAGCGUCACCUCUUCGAAAAGCCACCCAGGACGACCGACAAGAUCCAACCCAAGCAGCAUGAAGCCUCGCCCAGUGUCUCAGUUGGUUGCCCAGCAAGUAACCCAACAAUUUGCAUCACCAACGCAACCAAAGAAAGAGAAAAAAGACAAGGGGGAGAAGGAGAAAACUGAGAAAGAAGUUGUCAGUAAAAAGAAAAGUCACAAGAAAAUAAGGCCAAGGUUAAAAAACGUGGACCGGAGCAGCGCGCAGCAUUUGGAAGUGACUGUGGGCGAUCUGACAGUCAUUAUCACAGACUUUAAAGAGAAAGUGAGGUCAGCACCAGCAGCCACUGCUACCUCCAGCACCACCGGCGAGCAGCACAGCCUGAGCAGCUCCAGCUCUGACAACACAGAGAAAGGCUUGUCUCGGUCGUCAUCACCCAGGGCGGACGGAUCAGUAAACGGCGAAUCCCACUAAAGUGCCGGCUGACCCGCCUUUACUCACUCCUGUGCUCGAUGGUUCAGUGGACAGCAUCUCAACAAAUUCAGUCCUGGGCACUCAGCAGGGCUGCUGCCUUCACUUUAGUUGUCAGUGCUUUUUAAUACUUCCGUACCAAUCUGGAACUCCUGCACUGUGGCAUGUUUUUGAGUGUAAUUUUCUAUUACUUAGAUCGGCCUGCCUAUGUGAUGUGUUUGAGGACUGAAUUGUGAAACAGCUGGCACUCGGCAUUCAGCCGUUCCUGAAGUCGAUUGGCAGUCAACUGCUGCAGCAACAAAAUAUCUGAAAAUGGUUUGCCUGGUUAAGUGCACCUGCUGGUACGGUGUGAUUAAAUAGGAAAAGCAUUCUCAAAACAUUUAUAUAAAUUCUUGCCAACAUUUUGUUUUUCAACACUUGUUAUUUGGAUGGGGGGAAAAAAUAAAUCACGUAGCCAUUUAAAUCAUGGCAUUAUAAAUGCCCACUGUCACUCAUUUCAGUCAGUUCAAGUUUUACUAUGUAGUGUUGGGCUAAUUGACCAGGGUUGACUGAGGAUACAGUCCAUGCUACUUAGCUGCAGCCACUCGAGUUAAAGGAUCGAGUUGCUGUAACAUUGAAGAGAGUGGUCAUUUUUGCACCGUGUCUCAUUGGGAAGGAGCACAGUUGUGUAUUACAUGCAUUUCCCCCUCAGUUGGGUGCUCCCUGUCUUACACAAAAGGCAAAAAAAAAAAAAACACAAGGAAAAUGCUAAUAAUUAGAUGCUUAGUAUGUCUAAAAGUAGUUUUAUGAAAUGUGUGGGAAUAGUUUAUGAUGAUGUUGCCAGUUCUGAAAACUUUAAUUAAGGUGUUUUGCUGAUGUUUUGAAUUUGCGACAGUAUUUAUACGUAUUGUUGUAAUAAAAAAAAAUAUGCAAGAUUA